Molecule: messenger RNA, 489 nt
Organism: Acanthosepion pharaonis
Lineage: Eukaryota; Metazoa; Mollusca; Cephalopoda; Sepiida; Sepiidae
Source: the annotation of a GenBank genome assembly
AUGGCUACAAGCGUCUCACUCACCCUCUUUGAAACUCAUUACAAACCUGUUGAUCUCCCACUCUCUCUCUCUCACACACACACUCUCUCUCUCUUUGUCACUCUGUACUGUGAAACAACCAAUGCAUCUUUUUCUCUGUAUAAAUGUGAAUGUAAUUAUAAAUCUCACUCUUUCGCCUACCCCUUUUCCUUUGUGAACCUCUCCUUUUCUCUCUGUCUGUCUAUCUCUCUCUCUCUCUCUCUCUCUCUCUCUCUCUCUCUAUUUACUUUUGUCUAUCUUUACAAACCUUUUAAUCUACUCUUUAUUUAUUUCUCUCUCUCUCUCCCUCCCUCUCUCCCUCCCUCUCUCUCUCUCUCCUUCUCUACCUAUAUCUUUCUCUCUCUUUCUGGGUUUCUUGUUGUCGUUGGUGUUGCUUUUAAUUUUUUCUUUUCAUCAGUUUUGUCUUCUUUUGUGGGGAGGCAGGAGGUAGGAGCGGUGAGCACAAUCUAA